Molecule: messenger RNA, 2947 nt
Organism: Bactrocera tryoni
Lineage: Eukaryota; Metazoa; Arthropoda; Insecta; Diptera; Tephritidae
Product: voltage-dependent calcium channel subunit alpha-2/delta-3-like
Exons: 11
Coding region: 515-2947 (810 amino acids)
Cellular component (GO): voltage-gated calcium channel complex
Molecular function (GO): voltage-gated calcium channel activity
Source: RefSeq, a predicted model, not a curated record
UAAAAUAGUCAACAACAACAACAAAAAACAGCAGUUCACUAAUUAUCCACAUAUGUACGUGUAUGGCUGGUGUUGGAUAAUGACACAAAUGCCCAACAUCAACAACAAGCAUAACACAAAGAAAGCAACUAUAAAUUGAAAGCAAAAACAACAGCAACAGCAACAAUUGGCCGCUAAAAGGCACAACAAAUCAUCUUCAUCAACGCUUACAAGCGCUCAGUGUCCAAAAGGCCUACUGUCUAUGCGAACAAAGCAACAAUAAGCGGCCGUAAAUAAAGCGUCAAAAGCAAUUUGCCAAAACUAUAAAAAGCGCAUAUCGCGAAAGCGCGAACUGACAACAAAAAAACACUCAUAUACAUAUACAUAUAUUGUGUAAAAAUAGUGUUCCAGCGCAUAUAUUUGAAUUAUCAACACAUAAAACAAACAAAAAAAAGCACAAUAAAAAAAGCAGAAAUCAUACACACACACAAACAAACACUUCCGCAUUUGCCGCGACACGCGACGCUACGUCAUAAUGGAGCGCAAACAUUUGGGCGCUCUGGCGCUUUGCUUGUUUGUUUUGCUGUUUAAACUAAAUAUUUUCGCUGUGGUCGCCGAACAGGAUGAGGAUAUCCCACAUAAUGAAGUGCGAAACUGGGCGCUUAAAUUUGGUGUGGAUCUUUGGGAGUUCGGGCGACAGUUUACCAAAAUGAAUGAAAUCAAAAAUCGUUUUAAGGACAGUGACAUCGAAGUGAAGCGAAAGGAUGGCAUCAUGUUGCUGCGCGAAUUGGCAGCUGAGGUGAAAAAUUUCAUGGAUUUCAAACGCAACGCUGUGAUGCGCAUUAUGGACUCCGCCGAACAGGCCGCUCUCUCCGAAUUGGAAUCACAGAACUCACACAGUACUUCCGCGACAAUAAACAAUCAGCACUACGAUGCGCGUCGCAUUAACGAAUACAACUCGGAUGGUAAAUUGGCGGAUGGUGCAAGGCAUAUGGACAUACGUUUUAUGCGUCGUUUCGAGCGAUUACCCGUCAAUCUCAGUCUCAGUUCCAUUUUAGUGCCGAAUUCUGUCUCGCUUGACGAGCCUGAUGUAAAGUCAGCACUUCAGUGGAGCGCACAUCUCGAUCCACUCUUUCAAAACAAUCUUGAACGCGAUCCAGCGCUCUCGUGGCAAUAUUUCGGCUCAUCAACUGGUUUCUUACGUCGUUUCCCUGGCACUGCUUGGCCACCCGAGGGUUCGAAGGGCAGCAAACAAAUACACGACUUUCGCGCACAAAACUGGUUCGUACAAGCCGCAUCGUCACCAAAAGAUAUUAUGAUAUUAUUGGAUUCUUCGUCGAGCAUGUCGGACAAGUCUUUCGAACUCGCUAUGGCAACAGCUUUUAACAUACUUGACACGCUAGGUGAGAACGAUUUCGUCAACUUGAUUACAUUUGCGGAGGAUGUCAAAACGCCGGUACCGUGCUUUAAGGACCGUAUGGUACGCGCCACCCCAGACAAUAUACAGGAAAUCAAAUCCGCAGUAAAAGCAAUUAAGCUCGAAAAUACUGCCAAUUUCACAGCUGGUCUGGAGUAUGCUUUCAGCUUGCUUCACAAGUACAAUCAAUCCGGCGAAGGCAGUCAAUGCAAUCAAGCCAUUAUGCUCAUUACCGAGAGUACUUCGGAAACGCAUAGCGACAUAAUCAAACAAUACAAUUGGCCUCACAUGCCCGUACGAAUAUUCACCUACCUUAUCGGUUCCGACUCGAGUAGUCGCAGCAAUUUGCAUGAAAUGGCCUGCUCCAAUAAAGGUUUCUUCGUACAAAUCAACGAUAUGGAUGAUGCACGCAAAAAGGUUAUCGACUAUGCGCUGGUUAUGGCACGUCCCAUGAUAAUGUAUCAGGCCGAUCAUCCAGUGCACUGGAGUCCAGUCUUCGUUGCUGGCAAGACUGGUGGCUUGGCGCGCGACUCUGACUACCAGCGCAGGCUGGUGACGACAGUUUCAACUCCGGUCUUCGAUAGACGAAACCAUUCGGUGCGUGUGGCAAAUUUACUCGGUGUUGUUGGCACCGAUGUGCCCAUCGAGGAGAUACGUAAGAUGAUACCGCAACAUAAAUUGGGACCGAAUGGAUAUUCGUUUAUCGUUGAUAAUAAUGGGCGUGUACUGUAUCAUCCAGAUUUGCGUCCACUGAGUGAUGGUAAUCAAUAUAUUGACCAGUUGCGGCCGCGGUACACGUCAGUCGACGUAACGGAGUUGGAACUGCCGGAAACCGAAGUGGGCAACGAGCAUGAAAUUGUCGAAAUGAAUAAGAAUCUCUUAUACGAUAUGCGCAAUGAUAUGCUCAUGCCCAAGGAGGGUGAAACCGAAUUCACGGUAUUCAAUCACUUUGACGAAAUGAAACGAGUGACGGCGCGUACACAAAGGUAUUUUUAUGGACCUAUUGAAGAUACGCCCUUUACCUUAGCUGUUGUACUCCCUGAAAAAUAUGGCAGCCACGAAUUGGUCUCCCAACAGGAAAUAAGGCACUCGCGCAGAAAUGUGACCGAGUACUUUAAGGGAGACAGUUGGCGCGUACAUCCCGACUGGGUGUAUUGUGAGUACAAUAGUGUUAGCGAUUUAGAGAAGGAGCGUGAAAGCUCUGGCGAAUAUCUCUCAGCCUCACGUGAACAAGAAUUAAGUUUCGGCUCACCUGAAGAGCAGGUCUUACAUUUCUUGGGACGUGCAGGACGGCCAGGCUGGAAGUGGAUGUCGGUGCGACCAAAACCACCGCAACCACACCAUGCCAUGCAUGGCGUGACACCUGUCGGCCAUUUUGCUCAGCAUCUAAAUAACGUGCAAGGUUCUCGCAAAGCCGAACCCUACUAUUGCGAUCGAACCUUGGUACAGAGUUUAGUGCGUGAUGCUAUGGUAACCGAUGGUCUGGAUCGAAAUUCAACUGGAACGUCCAAUGGAAAGGAGGAUAAACAAUUCGUGAAAGAAAAAUCAUAG